Messenger RNA from Corticium candelabrum, 705 nucleotides. RefSeq lists its product as uncharacterized. Lineage: Eukaryota; Metazoa; Porifera; Homoscleromorpha; Homosclerophorida; Plakinidae. Bases 1 to 705 code for a protein of 234 amino acids. The transcript is spliced from 2 exons. The record is from RefSeq and is a predicted model, not a curated record.
AUGGCACAAGGAGUGGCAGCAUCGGUACUAGCGGGUCUUCUAUCUCCCAUGCUUAGCGAGGGCGAAUUGGGCAUGGAAUGGCGCAAAUGGCGCAAGAAAUAUGAAAUCUACCUGAAGGCAACGAGACAAGCCGAUGACAAGACCCCAUCUGACGUUAAAACGUCUCUCCUAUUACAUGCAAUUGGCUCAGAAGGACAGGAGAUCUAUGAAGGUUUCUCUUUCGACAACGACGAGGACAGAGAGAAGUAUGAUGUGGUUCUGAACAAAUCCGAGACGUUCUACGCCCCAAAGGUAAACAUUACCUGUGAGCGAUAUAAGUUCUUUACACGUUCUCAAGAAGAGGUUCUGGGUGUUACAAAUCCGCGUUUGUCCAAACGACUUCUUGCAGCGGGUGAUCCUGAUCUACAGAAGACUCUGAAAAUGUGUCGAGCUGAAGAAGUUUCUGCAGCGCAAACUCAUAGCAUGUCAGCUAUUGUACAUGUGCAGACUGUGAGUAAGGUGUCGUUUAUGGAAUGCCAAGAAGAUGAAUCUGAUGAGGACUCUGGAGCAACCCAAGUAGCAGCAGUCCAUCGACAGCGAGAAAGGUCAAGUAGUGGAGUGAAGAAGUGUUACCGGUGCGGCAGAAACCAUCCUCCUAGAAGAUGCCCGGCAUGGGGGAAGACAUGUGAAAAGUGUCGAGGAUCAAAUCAUUUUGCAGAGAUGUGA